Messenger RNA from Polyodon spathula (Mississippi paddlefish), 5122 nucleotides. It is a transcript of the gene sim2, whose product is annotated as SIM bHLH transcription factor 2. The record is from RefSeq and is a predicted model, not a curated record. The coding region runs from base 562 to 2832 and encodes 756 amino acids. Gene Ontology annotation, biological process: regulation of transcription by RNA polymerase II. Lineage: Eukaryota; Metazoa; Chordata; Actinopteri; Acipenseriformes; Polyodontidae. The transcript has 11 exons. Gene Ontology annotation, molecular function: RNA polymerase II transcription regulatory region sequence-specific DNA binding; protein dimerization activity; DNA-binding transcription factor activity, RNA polymerase II-specific.
UGCGAGUCAUCUAUUAUACAAGGAAUCUAUACUCUGGAAUAAUAAACCGGACUAUUAUAUAGAAAAUACAGGCUGCGCCACUUAUAUUUAGCCCAGGUCUAAUUAAUACAAUAAUAACUUUAAUGUAGACUAAUGUAUAAAAUAAACUCGAUACCUUUCAGGUUUUGUUUUUAUUGUACAAUAUGAUGUCUGUAUUUUAAAUCGUGAAGCCCUAUGUUGGAUUAAUCAACUGUGUUCUAUAGGUUUUCAUAAGCAAAGCGAGUUUUCAAGACAAUGCCCCCGCUGUUUACCACAGUGUCUCUCGUUCAUUGAUAAAGGGGUUUUGGAUGCGAAACUGCCAGACUCUUUCAGAAUUCUGGGUGCCUUAUUCAAGCACAGUAUGACAGGGUUGAAAUCUGAGGUUUUAAUGAUGACUUUUACUGUUAAACGGAACCGCUUUCCACCACAAAGGAAAACAAACCCGAGUCCUAUACAUUUGUUGAAUUGAAAAAAAGGGAGAUUUUUUACAUUUUUUUUUUUUAUUUAUUAUGCCACAUCCAUUGUUUUUCAAAAGCCUCAGAGAUGAAGGAAAAGUCUAAGAAUGCUGCGAAGACGAGACGAGAGAAAGAAAAUGGAGAAUUCUAUGAACUGGCGAAGUUAUUACCUUUGCCUUCAGCCAUUACAUCGCAGCUGGAUAAAGCUUCGAUUAUCAGGCUGACAACGAGUUACCUGAAGAUGAGGGCCGUCUUUCCAGAGGGGUUAGGAGACGCAUGGGGGCAGCCGAGUCGCACGAGUCCCUUAGACAACAUGGCUAAAGAACUGGGGUCCCACUUACUUCAGACUUUAGACGGCUUUGUGUUUGUUGUAGCAUCUGACGGCAAAAUCAUGUACAUCUCAGAAACUGCCUCUGUCCAUUUGGGUCUCUCCCAGGUUGAGUUGACUGGAAACAGUAUUUACGAGUACAUCCAUCCCUCCGAUCACGAUGAGAUGACCGCCGUUUUGACUGCUCACCAGCCCCUGCACCCUCAUCUACUGCAAGAGUAUGAAAUGGAGCGGUCCUUCUUCCUCCGGAUGAAGUGUGUCCUGGCCAAGAGGAAUGCAGGCCUGACCAGUGGAGGCUACAAGGUCAUUCACUGCAGUGGCUACCUGAAGAUCCGGCAGUACCUGAUGGACAUGUCUCUCUAUGACUCCUGCUACCAGAUCGUGGGGCUGGUGGCUGUGGGGCACUCCUUGCCCCCCAGUGCCAUCACUGAGAUUAAACUGCACAGCAACAUGUUCAUGUUCAGAGCCAGCCUGGAUCUCAAGCUCAUAUUCCUGGAUUCAAGAGUAGCUGAAUUAACUGGAUAUGAACCCCAGGACUUGAUAGAGAAGACCUUGUACCACCAUGUUCACGGAUGUGAUGUCUUCCAUUUAAGAUAUUCCCAUCACCUACUGCUGGUGAAAGGUCAGGUCACCACCAAGUACUACAGGCUGCUGUCGAAGCACGGCGGCUGGGUGUGGGUCCAGAGCUAUGCCACCAUCGUACACAACAGCCGCUCAUCCAGACCUCACUGUAUAGUGAGCGUCAAUUACGUCUUGACGGAUAUCGAGUACAAGGAGCUCCAGCUCUCCCAAGAUCAGUCUGCAGCCUCCAAGUCUUCAUUCGCCUACAGGACCUCCAUAACUGUCUCACAGGAUUCACGCAAACAACUCAAAUCCAAAUCCGUUAAACUGAAAACGAAACUAAAAACGGCUCCCUACCCACAGCAAUACAGUGCAUUUCACACGGACAAACUGGAAUGCAGCCAGACUAGUAACUGGAAGGAGAGCCCACCAUAUAGCAGCACCCCACCCCAAGAGCACAGCUGCCACUCAGAGAAUAGCGAAGUGCUCCACACGCCCCCGUAUGGCCUAGCCUUCCCCUACCCUUACGCACACCUCACUGGGGAAUCUCAAGUGCUGGGUGGAAAGAAGCAGAGCCUUCCCUCCAAGGUGAGACAACCCCAGGGAUCUCCUUGUGAGGUGGCCAGGCACUUCCUGAGCACCCUGCAGCCCCGAGGAGAGGGCCGUUGGAACUAUGCAAACUCCUGCAUGGCUCGAUCCACCGCAAAAACACAUCACCACAGUCAGACAAUCAGCGGAUCUCACCACGUUCCAGGGCCUGUGGCAAACAGAAGAUACAGCAACGAAGCAAUAUCUGAAGGCUUUUCCAGCUGCUCAACCUCCAGACCUAACAGCAGGUUCAAGGAAGAACCUUAUGAGCAUAACGCGGUUGGCCAGAACAAAAUUGAAUCCAGGCUGCACACCCCUCAACAGAUCACAAAAGAAGAACGCAAGAUGCCGUUCACCCUUGACCCAGAAGAGACGCGUAGCUGCAAUGAAAAGCCUUUCCCUGAGUCUCUCAUGCUCAACAAGUCAAACUGUGACCCCCCAAAACAGCUGAACCAGCACCUGCCCAUGCAGGCGGUAUUCGAACAGACCAGGAGGCUCUGUAUGAAAGCGUCUCAGUACGGGCACCAUGGCAACCACAGAGCUUUGGAGCAAAUGAACAAUGCUGACCAGGAAACCCCAAAGCUAAUUGACCAAGAGAAUGCUGAUGAGCAGAAGAUGUUCAUGGGCCUGGGGAUGGCCGAGCAAGCCCCCUACAUGUCUCUGAACUUCCAUCACGUUUUAGCCAAGCAUGGCUCCUUCCAGGGGCCACCGUAUGCACUAGCGGGCCAUAUAACGGAAAAUUACAGCUACCGAGCGGAAGAGAAUAACCAGUACAUUUACAAAAACCAAAGCCCUGCUUCUAGUUCUUCACCAGAGACCCACAGAGAAACAGGAAUCCCACAUUAUAUUGGGACAUCUGUGAUUAUAACUAACGAAAGGUGAUGCAGCCCCUUCACAGGAAGAAACUAGAAGAACAUAAGAGUCAGGACUGUAGUUCAGGAGCAUAACAGGGUCACUGUUAGUCCACACUGCAGCAGGUGAUGUCAGAAAGCCAUCAGCAACUGUGGAACAUUGUACUGUCCGUGGAUGACUGAUUUGUUUCGUGAUGUGCCAACAUACUCUUAGCCCUUUCACUCUGAGUCAGAAUGGAAACUUAGGUUAAAUGCUUGAAUAUGUUUUAAAAUCUCUUUAGAAGUGAAUGUAUUUAAUAAAAUGCUAAAUCCUGAAUCUAACAGGUUUAAUAGCAUAAAGCAAAACCAGGAGUACUAACGUAACAGUAGACUUACUCUUAAAUCAUUUGACAGAUUCUAAUUUGGGAAACUCAUUUUCUAUGCUGGCUCCCACAACAUUAAGUGUAAGAGUAUCAAGUAAUCAUAGAGCUAUUUUAUACAUUCACCAAUGACCCUCCUAAAGUGCAUGAUCAUGGGCCAACACGCAGUAACACAGUGAGACUAAACUGUGACAUUUUCCAUUUCCAGAUAAGCUGUAGUAGUGGUAGUUUGAAGCUCUUAAGAAAAUAGCACAAAAAUAUUUAAACUAAAAAAACGCCUGAAUUAUGUCUGGACGCCGUCAAUGCCAGAAUAAAACACAGAUUUGUAGGAAGUUCAAAGUGUUUGUAACAUGGACUAUAAAGGACCAGCACAAACGCUACUUAAAUGUAAUAUUCUACAAAAUUUGAAGCAUUUAUGGCUGUGGCAGCACAGUAUGGGUUAGAAAUAACUUAAAUAACCAAUCAUGUUCUGGAUCCAAGUUCCAUUGUGAUUCACCUAUCAUUUUUUUCCAGCGUUAUAUUUUAAAACAAAUGUGGGUAACGCUUUAUAUCAAGUGUCUCUAAUUGUACUGUACUAACAGUGUAAUUACACUUAUUGUUACAUAGUAAUUACAUAGUAAUUACACUGUACAAAAUGCACAGCCAUGUGUGUAAAGUCUAAUUACAAAACUGACGCCAAUAAUAAAGCAUGUCUUUACAUUGUAACUACACAACUAUAUGUGUAAUUACUGUGUUACUAGAGUGUAAUUAGUGUAGUAAGCUAUAUAAUGUAAAGUGUUACCCAUGUGUGUAUGCGUUUUUUGUUUUGUUUUUUUCUCAACAGAAAAAUAGAAUACAGUUGCACACUACAAGGGAUAAAUCUCAUUAUGUGUUAAAAAAAAAGAUUCUCAGCACUUUUGGAAUUCUUUAUUCAAUAUUCAUUGUUAAAUAAUGCCACCAUCGUCUCGUGUGUCCCCAGUGAAAAUGCUCGGCAGUCGUCUAAAUGAAGUGUCACCAUCUGAAAUGUCAUGUGCCAUUACAUUACAUGCAGUUACACUUUAGAAAAAAAACGUGUGCCAGAAACAUAUGCUUAAUAAAAGUGUAAUACAUGUUGCAACAUGAUUGCCGUUAAUUUAAAAUGAUCACUAGUAGAAUGUAGUCCUGUAUAAAAGGCUGUGCUGUUAAAUGCAAGCCAGCCAACAGCUAUCAUAGUCUGUCCCCUGAGUUUGAAAGCAAGAAAGCCAAAGGUCACGACCGAAAUUCCAUGCAAACCAGUGCGGUUCUGCUUUAUGCUAAUCAGCAGGUCUGCAUACGGUUUCUGGUAAAUGCAAUGUGUUUUAUGUUCCAUAUUAACAUGCCAUUGUAAUUUAGAAUUAAAUAGCAAGAAAGCUGAUGCUUUUGAUUAUAUACUCUGCAUUCCUUAAUGGAAAUGGACAUUCAGAAUCAAUAUAAAAACCCAAGCCAUCUCUAGCCUGACAAUUAACUACAUAUUAAAGGGAGUUCUAACUUAGUUUCUAAUAACAAUUUACAGUUAUUUGCCAGUUUUGAUGGAAAGCAAUAAGUACACUUGACUAAACCAAAGUAGGGACCUUUUUCCUUGAGUACAGCCAUAAAUUCAGUCUGCUUAUUUCCUAUUUUGCUGUAAAACACUUGCUCACUGUUACUGUGAUGUCCAAAGCAUUGUUUUAUACUAUUUUGUAAUCCAGAAAGCGUUGGGUGUUAACAGUAAGCACAUCUCUUAAUAUAUACAAGGUUUUAUAUGAACACGUGCUUGUUUUUUGUUAAGGAGAGCCCUUUACUUUUGUUACUACACACAGGGAGUAGUUUAAACGCAAGUUCUGCAGAAUAGUGGCUAUGGAUAGACGCCUGCAUGACGCAUAUUUCAUUUAUGCUUUCGAAGGCCGUGAGCGUUGAUUUUUUUCUCAUUAUAAUUAUUUCUGUAACGCUUGCCAGAUAACUCCAUUGUAAAUGUAAGCGUGUUGU